This is a messenger RNA of Ascochyta rabiei, 1791 nucleotides long. RefSeq lists its product as uncharacterized. Bases 1 to 1791 code for a protein of 596 amino acids. The transcript has a single exon. NCBI's taxonomy places the organism in Eukaryota, Fungi, Ascomycota, Dothideomycetes, Pleosporales, Didymellaceae. The record is from RefSeq and is a predicted model, not a curated record.
AUGGGCAUCCUCAAGAACUUGGUGAUAGCCGUGACUGGCACCCUCGGCGCCGAUGCUCCCCAACUCAAGAAGUGGAUCGAAGCCAACGACGGUCGCUACUCUCCCAGCGUACGCAAAGGUGUCACGCAUCUGGUCACGGGCCCAGACGCGUGGAAGAACGCGACAGACCCAGUGCAGGCCGCAGUCCAAGUGGGCGCCUUGGUCGUCAGCUACGACUGGCUCGAGGACAGCCUGCAGAGGAAGAGGAAGCUCGCCGAGACCAAGUACACGUGGGAGUACUUGUGGCAGGAGAGGAAGAGGAGGAAGCAGAUGAAGCGGCUCGGCACGCUGAACGAUACCAUGAAGUUCAACGAUGGCUGUCGCGAGGCGAACAAGGCUACGAGUACAGGUACGUCCAAGUCUCGCACCGCCGCCCGCAAGCCCAAGCCCUCGACGAGCUUCUUCUUCGCGGAUGUGGUCAACGUGCCGUUUGUGUCUGCCGCGGACGAUCUGAAGCGGAGGAGGGAGGAGCGCGAAGCGGGCAAGGCGACGCGAGCUGAGGAGGCUGCAGCGAGCAAGGUCGAGGAUGCGAAGAGUAACAGAGCCGGUCCUCACGCAGCUGCGUCUCUCACGGAGAAGCUCUCCUCUCCCUCCUCGGCGACAUCGCAGGCCCUCGGCUCCGCAUCGUUGCAGAUCGCCGCCCCUGCUGGACUUGAAGCUAAGAAACCUUCGCUCAAAGAUCUGUAUCACUACUACCUCGACAUCACGGGCUUCGAGUACAAGAUCAUCCUCACGCGGUGCGACCUCCGCGCCGGCGAGAUCUCGAGAUACAGACUCAGCAUUCUCGAGAGCCACACCAAACCGCACGUGUACUGCACUUUCGUCGAGUACUUCCCACCCGGCACCGGAGUCGCAGGCGCAGGCGAAGCAGGAUGCAUCCAAGCACUGAUGGACUACACCACGACGUUCCUCGACUGCCGUGCGGAAGAGCCAGAUACAGACAGCACCAGCAUAGACAACGAUGAAGAGACGCCGCACACUCUCCUCUCGUCCCCACAACAGCCCACCACCCCCACCCACCCACGCGCAUCACACCUGCUCUCCCUCCUCUCUCCCGCCAUCCCCUCCUCCACAUCUCCCUACAAAACCCUCCUCGCGCCAAUGAACAGCCCCUUCACCACCGCCUGGCACAUAUUCCGCCACACCUUCCGCGACCUGACGCUGCUAGCAUGGGAAGAGCGCUUCGACGUCUCAAAAACCCUCUACAAAGCGCGCGCCGCCCACUUGGGGACCGAGCCGUUCGUCUACGUCCGGCCGAAAGCGGGCCUCCCAUUGGGGCUGCGGGUGCAGGAGGCUGGGCUGGGGCUGAAUCCCGUCGUGGCGGAGAACAACGACGGUGUCUCGGGCGCGCUGGUGGGUGGUGGUGCUGAGGAGGUGUACACGCGCAACGCCCACUCUCUCCCAGCCCUCACUCUCGCGCUCGGCUCCGGCAUCGUCGGGUCCGCGGUGCAGCGGGAUCUAGACGCUGUGCGGGAUGCGGCGGAGAAGGAGAAGCGGGUUGCCGAGGAGCGAGCGCGUGGACUGGGACUGGGGCUGGGACAGGACUUGAAGUUGGAGAAGAAGAUGAAGAAGCCGGAUUUUUCCCGUCCGCUGUUUAAUGGCGUUACGGGCCGGCCGGCGGUGGAUGCGUCGAGGCGGUACGCGCGGGGUGGUUGUGGUGGUGCUGCUGGGAGUGGAAGGGCAGGGGGAAGUGGUUUGCAGGGAGGUGUGAUGAAGAGGAGGCUUUUUCCACCGGAGAGGCGAGAGGCGUGA